AAAGGAAUACCUUUUGUUGCUAGUAUUAUAUUGUUAGAAUCGGCAUUAUACGAAGCACAAGAAAGGAAUGGUUAUAUAUCUAUACCAGAUUCAAACGACGCAGGAGUGAGGAACGCAGAAUUAGGACAUGCUGUACUUGUUGUUGGAUACAAUGAUGAAACACAACAUUUUUUGAUACGAAAUUCUUGGGGACCACACUGGGCAAUCGAUGGUUACUGUUUUAUUCCCUAUGAAUAUCUGUUAAAGCCUGAUCUGUUUCUUGUAGCGCAAGGAUUUUGGGCAGUUGUAAAUAUUUCACCGCGUCAUAG
Molecule: messenger RNA, 308 nt
Organism: Adineta ricciae
Lineage: Eukaryota; Metazoa; Rotifera; Eurotatoria; Adinetida; Adinetidae
Source: the annotation of a GenBank genome assembly